Messenger RNA from Penicillium samsonianum, 228 nucleotides. RefSeq lists its product as uncharacterized. The record is from RefSeq and is a predicted model, not a curated record. The transcript is spliced from 3 exons. Bases 1 to 228 code for a protein of 75 amino acids. NCBI's taxonomy places the organism in Eukaryota, Fungi, Ascomycota, Eurotiomycetes, Eurotiales, Aspergillaceae.
AUGCGGAGAGGCUAUUUAGUGGAUUUGAAGAAAAAAUACCGGAAAGAGAUAACUAGUUGGGUAAAGAGAACAUUGAUAGAAAACGAAGGAACGAUUAAGAAUGUCGAGGAUCUAGCCCAUAGCUUUACUAGGAAGGAUUUUCUCCGAGUGAUAUCCUCUAUAUGGCGAGCGGAUCAUCGACGGUUUAUGCCCGGAUUGCUUAAGGCUACUAUCACGCUAGCUCUUUAA